AUGAAGCUCACAGUGACGCUACCGACGCCCGUGAUGGUCAUGCCAAGCUCCAGUCAUUUGCACAGGCAACAUUUGAACGAUGAACCUCCAAGCUACGAUGCAACCACCGUCAACGCUGAAUCGAGCCCAGUUGGCGCACCCCUCUCUUCGCUUAGCUCCACGCAUGCUUCGAUGUCUACCUCGUCUACCUCUUCCGACUCUGUUCUCAGAGCACUCAUCACUCUCACUGUGCCUGCGUACGAGCAAGCAACCCACGUUCUCACCUCCCUCACUGCCCGUCUCAAGGCGUACGAGUCGCUGGUACACAACAACGGAGGCUUUCAGCAGAGCCAGCCCAUCGACCUCCGCGUUACAGUUCCUCUUCCGUCCCAACCUCUUUCCCUUCUUCCGGGAAAAACGUACAGCUUUCGAGCCGAGAUCGUCUGUCCUGACCACAUGCCGCCUAGCGUUCAGCUACCUGAUGCAAAGGUGAGGUACAAAGUCUGCGUGCGUGCAAAGACGGUACCAGCCGUCUAUAGCCAUUCAAGGUUGGCAUCCUUGCUACGCGUUACCACGCUGACGGACUCCGUCGGCCUCACCGUGGUGCAGGCAGUUGCAGCUGAACCCGAAGGUGACGGCUACCACUCUAACAUCAAGCAUGUCUCGAUCGAAGGGUUGGGUCCAGUGUGCAUCUCCACUGCUCCACGCUCGCCUUGCAUCAUUGGCGCCAGCACCACCGUGCACCUAAGCCUGCCCGAAGAUCCACCGAGAGCCAGCCGCAUCGCCAACGUCGAAGUACAUCUGAGUCAAGACAGCACCAUUUGCUGGCGUUCAAGCUCGCUUUCCAAAGCGUCAAAGAGCCAGCAAAAACCACGAUUUCUGUUGAAGCUUCCCACGUUCGGCGCGCCCGCAAAUUUAAACACCGCUUCACGCCCCGCACCAUCAACAACGGCAUCGGCGACUCCGGGGCCAAAGGCGAACACCACAAGCACCAGAACCGACUCGUACCAAACAGAAUUCCGCAUCCCCGACCAAGCGGAACUACAAACAACAACCCUCGCUGGUUCCAGCUCAGCCAUUCACACCUCUCACCAACUUUUCCUCGCCGUCAGCUUUUUCGACGCGUCAAAUGAGCUGCGCUUGUUCGAGUACUGCUGGCCCGUGACACUAGCUCGCACCGAGGCCAUUUGUCCAGACCUCUCGGAGCACCUGCCAGUGUACACUGCAGCAGACCCGCUUCGACAGAUCAACGCCGCGCAGCCCUCUGCAUCAUGA
Sporisorium graminicola is the source of this 1254-nucleotide messenger RNA. RefSeq lists its product as uncharacterized. NCBI's taxonomy places the organism in Eukaryota, Fungi, Basidiomycota, Ustilaginomycetes, Ustilaginales, Ustilaginaceae. The transcript has a single exon. The coding region runs from base 1 to 1254 and encodes 417 amino acids. The record is from RefSeq and is a predicted model, not a curated record.